GAUGUCAGCUGCAACGAGAUCCAUACAAUCCCUCCCCAGAUUGGCAAUCUAAAUUCCUUGCGGGAUCUCAACAUCAGGAGGAAUCACCUGGUACAUUUACCUGAAGAACUUGCCGACCUGCCUUUGAUUCGGUUAGAUUUCUCCUGCAAUAAAAUCACAACAAUCCCAGUGUGUUACCGGAACCUCAGGCACUUACAGACAAUCACCUUAGAUAACAACCCCUUGCAGUCUCCCCCCGCCCAGAUAUGUAUAAAAGGAAAAAUCCACAUAUUUAAGUAUCUGAACAUGGAAGCGUGUAAAGUUGUGCCAGACCUUCCCGAUUAUGAUAGGCGACCGAUAGGCUUUGGAUCCUGCCACGAAGACCUGUAUUUGAGUCGACCAUAUGGAGCACUGGAUUCCGGGUUCAACAGCGUGGACAGCGGAGAUAAGAGGUGGUCAGGAAAUGAACCGACAGAUGAGUUUUCUGAUCUUCCCCUGCGAGUGGCAGAGAUCACGAAAGAACAGAGGUUGAGAAGAGAGAGCCAUUAUCAAGAACACAGAGGAAACUCCGUAGUGACAAAUGGUGGAGGUAAUAGCUCUCAUUUUCUAGAUAACGUCAUCAAUGCUGGAAGCCACACUGCACUGAUGAUGUUACCUAACUUGCACUCUGCUGAAGUCCUAAAAAGAACAGCCCUGGACUUGCCAAAAUAUCAGCUAAAUCUUGGAGAUGCAGAGGAAUUAAAACGACCCGAAAGUCUGAAUUUAAUGCAAGAUAGGGAACGACCGCAAGGAUUAAGGAGCCUUAUAGAUCGGUCAGAAAGGGGUUGCCGAGAGUCUGCUGCCCAUGGGUCUCUGUCCAAUGCUCACCAUCAGAACGUUCCCGCAGAGGCUGACCCACCCAAACGGCGUGAGCCCUUCAUGGAGUGGACGCGGAGGGAAGCGCAGCUGGCGGCCCUGCACCAUGAGGAGGAGAAGAGGAAGACAAAACAGAUUCAGAAGGAAGCCGUUCUUGAUUUUGUCAAAAGCGACGACCGAUCCACCAUCUCACCGAAUUCACCCACUUCUCAAACAGCUGUGACGUCGCUGCCUGCUUCUUCAUCAGCCCCGGUUAAUUGCACAGAUGACGUCAGCGAUAACCAUAAUUCCACCUUGCUGGAAGAAGACGUUUUGGUGAUAGAGCAACUGCGGAAAAACAUUGAAUCCCGGUUAAAAGUGUCUUUGCCGAGCGAUCUCAGCGCAGCCUUAACGGAUGGCGUGGUGCUUUGCCAUUUAGCCAACCACGUGCGCCCUCGUUCUGUCCCUAGUAUUCACGUGCCCUCGCCUGCUGUC
Molecule: messenger RNA, 1308 nt
Organism: Thamnophis sirtalis
Lineage: Eukaryota; Metazoa; Chordata; Lepidosauria; Squamata; Natricidae
Source: RefSeq, a predicted model, not a curated record